CAAAUGCCCUUGUGCCAUACGCUAGUGUUAAGCUCAUUUCAUGCACUUUGUAACACUUGUUUAAUUAAUUUCUCUCUCUCUCCAAUGAAGUCUAAUGAGCUUUUCUAUACAAAAAUAAUGAGGAGAACUCAAGAGAACACCACUGGAAUAGUUCUUGUUCUAAUAUUCUCCUCAGUUGUUCUCACCAUUGUGCCUGUAUACUUUUUCCCCUUAUGGAAAAGAAGCAGCAGCAGUAGUAGUACUACUGCAACUUCAUCACCUCUUCCCCUGCCAUCUCCUCCGCCUUCCGUGAGGAGCGCGACGAUGCGCAGCGGUGCGAAAUGCGACAUCUUCAGCGGGGAGUGGGUUCCGAACCCGAAGGCGCCGUACUACACGAACGGGACGUGCUGGGCGAUCCACGACCACCAGAACUGCAUGAAGUUCGGGCGGCCCGACGACGGGUUCAUGAAGUGGCGGUGGAGGCCCGACGGGUGCGAGCUGCCGGUCUUCAACCCCGCGCAGUUCCUCGAGCUCGUCGGCGGCAAGUCCCUGGCGUUUCUGGGGGACUCGGUGGGGAGGAACCAAAUGCAAUCCUUGAUGUGCCUCCUCUCUAAGGUAACAUAUGUAGUGGAUAUCUCCACUACAUCGGACGACAAGUCGCGGCGGUGGUCAUACCCGACCCACAACUUCACCCUAGCCAACUUCUGGUCCCCUUACCUGGUUCGGUCCGUAGAAGCGGACCCGAAGGGCCCGACCCUGACCGGCCUCUUCAGCCUCUACCUGGACGAGCCCGAUUCUAACUGGACGGCCCAGAUCAAAGAUUUCGACUACGUGAUCGUGUCCGCGGGCCACUGGUUCUUUCGCCCGACCUUGUAUCACGAGAACCAUCGGGUUAUUGGGUGCCACUAUUGUCUCAACCCGAAUGUGACCGACUUAACCAUGUACCACGGCUACAGAAUGGCCUUCAGGACAACGUUUCAAACCUUGCUCAGUUUGGCGGGCUACAAAGGCACGACAUUUCUGCGGACGUACGCGCCGUCGCACUACGAGAACGGCGAGUGGGACAAGGGCGGGGACUGCCUGCGCACGCGGCCGGUCGGGAGCAACGAGACGCGGCUCGAGGGGAUCAAUUUGGAGAUGUACAUGACGCAAUUGGAGGAGUUCAGGAGUGCGGAGAGGGAGGCCCGGGCGAGAGGGCUCAAGUUCCGGUUGAUAGAUGUCACUGAGGUGAUGUUGCGGAGGCCCGACGGGCACCCGAGCCGGUACGGGCACCUCCCGCAGGAGAAUGUUACUAUGUAUAACGAUUGCGUGCAUUGGUGCCUUCCUGGGCCGAUCGAUUCGUGGAACGAUUUCUUGCUUCAGAUGUUAAAGAUGGAAGGCGGGAGUCGAUCAUCUUCUGGGAAGUUCCACGGGAGCGAGAGGAAACUCGAGAUCAAAUAGACAUAAUAAAAACUUAUUUUUACGAGAUUUGUUUUGAAAAGCUGCGCCACAAUGCUUUUAAGGCCCUGUUUGGAUUCAUUUAUAUUUUAUUAUAGAUAUAUUUUUGAUUUACUAAAAAUGUUGCAGUAUUUGAUAUAUGAGAAAUAUGAUCAAGCAGCUAGAGUGGGAUAAUAUAGUUCA
Ananas comosus (pineapple) is the source of this 1599-nucleotide messenger RNA. Its product is annotated as protein trichome birefringence-like 19. The transcript has 2 exons. The coding region runs from base 4 to 1419 and encodes 471 amino acids. The record is from RefSeq and is a predicted model, not a curated record. Gene Ontology annotation, molecular function: O-acetyltransferase activity. Lineage: Eukaryota; Viridiplantae; Streptophyta; Magnoliopsida; Poales; Bromeliaceae. Gene Ontology annotation, cellular component: Golgi apparatus.